CCUUCGGCCCCAUAAUAGUCUUUCAAUGGCUUCACCCCUCAAUUAAUUCACCUAAACCCGGAUCGAACUCAGCGAGUAUCACUCCGACGCCUGGCGGUCCAUCACCAUCAUUAUCUCGAACACCUACAAGCUGUCCUCCUUCAUCAAUGACCACAACUACUUCACCAUCCCCUGGUUCAAAGAAAGUGAAAUUACACAAUAGUAAUCAGGAUCAAUCAUCUGCCCAUAACUCAAAUCCUCAUAUGGCUGGUAUCUGCCAAUCUCCUGAUUUAUGUAAAGGAGAACCUCAUAUUUUACCAGUUCCAUCGCCCCAACAAAUUCAAUAUUUAGACUCAUUUGAUGGACAAGAGUUAACCAUACAACGUCAACCAAAUACAAGUUUGCGAGAUAACGACUUAAUUUCAUCACCAGACUUAGAUUCAGGCUUUCAUGAUUUUUCAUCACCUCAUCAUUUUCCUAACAACUCAUUGGAUAACGGGUCUCGUUUUAUGACCUCAGAUACUAACUUAAAUUCAAGAUUUCCUAACCCAUCUGCAAACUGCGGAGGAGCUCCAUAUGAUCCUAAUCCCAGAUUCAUGGGCUCAGAGGGUCCUCAAAGAUACUCAUUUCCUCCUUAUGUUGAUGCUAAUCGUGUGCCACCAAACGGUCCUGUUCCUGGUAAUGUGUCAAUCUCAGGACCAGGACCUGGACCUGGCAUGCAAGGAGGUAUUCAUAAUAUGAAUGAACCACCGAUGCAUGGACCAGGUCCGGUUCCUGUCUCGGAUCCCAAAGAUCCAUCUAUGCAAUCAGGCAAUAUGAUGAAUUGUGGACCGUAUAGUUAUGGUCCUCGAAUGGACAAUGGUCCUCCUUUUAUGAACUCUGGUGGGGACAACUAUAUGAACAAUCACCGGAUGAGAAUGCCAAUGGAUAUGGCCAUGAGAUAUAAUGCACCAAUGAAUGACGGCUCAAUGCGCUCACAGUUUAAUCCUCGUAUGAAUGUAUAUGCUCCUAUGAUGCCUGAUCAGGUACCAUUUAAUGGUGGUCCUGCGCCUCAUGGCAAUCAAUUCAUUAAAAACAACUUAGAUAAUGGCAACCAACUUAAUAAUCAACCACCCCCACCCCAACAACAACACGCUAAUCGUCCUUGUAUGAAUAUGAACAGUUCUGGAGAGUCAGGAAACUCACCUCGUCUUCAAAAUUUACAGAAAAUGACUUCACCGUUUGAUAAAAUAGACAAUCAGCAUAUGAUGCAAGGACCACUUCCUACGAAUGGUCCAGGAUCAGUUAACUGUGGUCACGGCCCAGGAUCAGGUCCAGUACAAGGUCCACGGCCAGUGGGCCCAGUUUUAGGAGCUCCUCAACACCAUGGCAUGAAUGGUCCACCAAACCACGGACCAGGCCCUAGACCUGUGAUGCAAGGAGGUCAUCAUAAUAUGAAUGGGCCACCGAUGCAUGGACCAGGUCCAGUUCCUGUUUCAGAUCCUAAAGAUCCAUCUAUGCAAUCAGGCAAUAUGAUGAAUUGUGGACCGUAUAACUAUGGUCCUCGAAUGGACAAUGGUCCUCCUUUUAUGAACUCUGGAGGAGAUAAUUUUAUGAACAACCAUCGUAUGAGAAUGCCAAUGGACAUGGCUAUGAGAUAUAAUGCACCAAUGAAUGAUGGCUCAAUGCGCCCGCAGUUUAAUCCCUGCAUGAAUGUUUAUGCUCCUAUGAUGCCUGAUCAGGUACCUUUUAAUGGUGGUCCUGCUCCUCAUGGUAAUCAAUUCAUCAAAAACAAUCUAGACACAGGCAACCAACUUAAUAACCAACCACCACCGCCCCAACAACAGCAUCCGAAGCAUCCCUGUAUGAAUAUGAACAAUUCUGGGGAAGCUGGAACUUCACCACAUUUACAAAAUUUACAAAAAAUGACUUUACCGUUUGAUAAAAUAGACAAUCAGCACAUGAUGCAAGGACCAGUUCCAACGGAUGGUCCAGGAUCAGUGAAUUGUGGCCAUGGCCCAGGAUCAGGUCCAGUGCAAGGGCCACGUCCAGUUUUAGGAGCUCCUCAACACCAUGGCAUGAAUGGUCCACCAAACCACGGACCAGGCCCUAGACCUGUGAUGCAAGGAGGUCAUCAUAAUAUGAAUGGGCCGCCUAUGCACGGACCAGGUCCAGUUCCUGUUUCGGAUCCCAAAGAUCCAUCUAUGCAAUCAGGCAAUAUGAUGAACUGUGGACCGUAUAGUUAUGGUCCUCGAAUGGAUAAUGGUCCCCCUUUUAUGAACUCUGGAGGAGAUAAUUUUAUGAACAACCAUCGUAUGAGAAUGCCAAUGGACAUGGCUAUGAGAUAUAAUGCACCAAUGAAUGACGACUCAAUAAUCAAUUGAAUCUUAAUAAAUUUAAUUCCAAACAAACAUAACUUUUUAUUUUGUAGCUAAAUAAUUAAGAUUGCCAGUUUAACGGCAGUCAAGUCAAGUUUACUUCUUUUGCUUCUGGUGUCUAACUCAAAAUACAAGUGAAUUAUACAAAAUUAAGUACUAUACUGUAUAUUAUAUUAUGUAAAGAUUUAUGUUCAAUUGUGUCAGUCCGGAUUCGUGAUUUCAAAAAAAAGAUGCUUGUAAUUAAAUUGAAAAAUGAAAAUGAAA
Molecule: messenger RNA, 2600 nt
Organism: Tetranychus urticae (two-spotted spider mite)
Lineage: Eukaryota; Metazoa; Arthropoda; Arachnida; Trombidiformes; Tetranychidae
Source: RefSeq, a predicted model, not a curated record